AUGGAGGCCCAGGAUCAUUCUGUCUUUCUGGGAACGGCGGCCCCCUGUGACGAAGGAUUGGAUUGGCUCGGGGUUCCGGAAGACACGGGCAUCCACGGGAAUGAAGGUCAGAUGCCGGUCGUUGCAGCCAGCAGCAUUGGCGGCGCAAGGGGGCGAGGUUUGUUCACCACUGCUAAGGGUCCCCCGGCUCCUCUUGAGCUGCUACGAGACCGCUCCCUUGGGGUGGACGGUUUCCUGGAGGACGAUGAAGCGGAGAGGCAUUGCGACGAGAAGUCACCGGAGUCAGAGUUUAUGGUUUGCGUGGUCUUUGGUGGAAAGUUCGGAUGGUUUCGUGACGAAUACACCACAGGGGAGCUGUGGGGCACCCUCCGCCCGCUGCACGAGACACUGCGCGAGUGGCUGGAAGAGGGGCGGUGCUCUCAACACAUCACCUGGGAUGAGGACGAGCAGUGUUAUGCUUUGUCUGAGCCAUACAAAUCCUACGUGGCCUGGAACGACGCCUCGAAUCUCGCAGCCAUGGCCAAUGAUGCGUUGUACGGGUGCUGCAAAGACCAGGCCGAGUACAACGUAAAAGACGCUGACCGGAACAACUUGGUGAUGGUCCCGUGUGCACGGCCUGCCGAGGAUGGCACUCGGGUCGAGUUCAAGAGUAUGUUUCUUUACCCACGGAAGUUUUGGUGCUGGGAUGCUCCCCAAGAGCUGACUUUGGGCUACGGCUUCGAGGAGCCAGAUCACGAAGAGCCAGCAGAUGCAUGA
Molecule: messenger RNA, 756 nt
Organism: Symbiodinium sp. CCMP2592
Lineage: Eukaryota; Dinophyceae; Suessiales; Symbiodiniaceae
Source: the annotation of a GenBank genome assembly